Messenger RNA from Dunckerocampus dactyliophorus (ringed pipefish), 1907 nucleotides. RefSeq names its product N-terminal Xaa-Pro-Lys N-methyltransferase 1 (gene ntmt1). Gene Ontology annotation, molecular function: N-terminal protein N-methyltransferase activity. Lineage: Eukaryota; Metazoa; Chordata; Actinopteri; Syngnathiformes; Syngnathidae. Gene Ontology annotation, cellular component: cytoplasm. The coding region runs from base 179 to 844 and encodes 221 amino acids. The transcript has 4 exons. The record is from RefSeq and is a predicted model, not a curated record. Gene Ontology annotation, biological process: N-terminal protein amino acid methylation.
GCAGUAACUACAUGUAGCCAGAAGGGGGCGUGCCUACCCCUUGGUUGAACAGGAACCAAAUAAGGAAAUGACGUACUGCACACAUGUCAGCUAUGCUCCUAAAUAGACAGUGGUCCUCCUGACACCGGGACGGUUGAACGUGACUUAAAUAGGGUCAGGGGCUUGGAGCUCAAAGAGGAUGGGGGACAUAUCAGGAGAGCCAAGCUUCUACUCCAAUGCUGAGGGCUACUGGAAGGAGGUUCCACCUACGGUCGACGGCAUGCUGGGAGGCUACGGAAACAUCUCCAGCAUCGAUAUCAAUGGAUCCAAGGCCUUCCUUCGCAAGUUCCUCGGCGAAGGCGAGGGAAAGACAACUGCGGGUUGCGCUCUAGACUGCGGCGCCGGCAUCGGGAGGAUCUCCAAACGUUUGCUGCUGCCACUCUUCAAGACGGUGGACCUGGUGGACGUAACGCAGGAGUUCCUCGACAAAGCUAAGACGUACCUGGGAGAGGAUGGUAAGAGAGUGGGCAACUACUUCUGUCUGGGCCUGCAGGACUUUGUACCAGAGGGUGGACGCUAUGACGUCAUCUGGAUACAAUGGGUUAUUGGUCACCUGACUGACAACCACCUGGUGGAAUUCCUGCGCCGCUGCCACAAAGCCUUGCGGCCCAACGGCCUCAUCGUCAUCAAGGACAACGUGUCUUAUGAGGGUGUGGUCCCGGACGAGGUGGACAGCAGCGUGUGUCGAGACCUGGAAAUAGUUCGCAGUCUGGUGGGCAGGGCGGGCCUGAGCAUUGUCUACGAGGAACAACAAGUCAACUUCCCAAAGGAGAUUUACCAUGUCCACACCCUGGCCCUCCGAUAAGACACGUCUUUCUAAUAUGCUGUGGGACGUUUGGAGUCAACCGUCAUGUUGAUGCAUGGUGGGGUGUUCCCUGCAUCCUUACGUUGUCUCAUCUGACAGUAUUUUUCCAGGCUUUAUUUAUUUUCAACACAUUUACGUGCUUUUUUGUUUCUUUUUUUAAACCGUGACGUCACAAACCGAAACAUGUCUGCAGACAUGGAAGAUGAGGACUUUUAUAAUUCAGCUUCCUGUUUGUAGCCAAUGCUUGAAUGUCACCUUGUGCAUUUUAGACAGUGCUGAAUGUUUUUCAAGGACAUAAAAAGGAGGCGCUAUCUGCUCAAUAAAAAGCACACCGGGAGCCUUUUGUCUCUGUGCAGGUACUACAUCUAACUCUAGUAAACAGUAAGUUCAUCCUCACGAUGCUGCAGUAGUCUACUACUGCAAAUUAUGACACAGGGCACAGCUGGUAGGUACUUACUAGAGUUUUGGGUACUUAAAAAAAAAAUGUAUUAUUGAUGCAGUGUCAGAUUUGAAAUAUUCCUUUAAAGCUUUCAAAUCUUUAGAGUGCAUAGACGUGAUAUGAUGGCUUCACAAGGGAACGUCAGAGCAUUCACCUGCAUCCACCACACAUGGAAUGUGGACUGUGUCGGUCUUGACGCCAUCGGAUCAGGACCAGGUCUCACUCUGGAAUCGUCCGCACGUCUCCAUGGCUGUUAGCAUCUGCUCGGCGUCAUCAGAGGACAGCCCUCCCUCCUGCUCGAAGGCCGCCAUCAGUGCGUCACGCACGGCAGUCGGCAUCUGCUUAGCAUUCCUACACAGAUGUAAAAAAACAAAAAAAAAACACGUCAUCAGUGUUCAGUGAUAUGGAAAUCCACAGGUUUGCGGAGAACUCACCCUGCUAUGUAAAAGUAAGCGCCUUUAUUUACAAUAAGGUCCCAAAUGAGUGCAGCAUUCUCCCUCACACGCUGUUGUACAUACACCUUUUCUUCCUGAAAUGACACAAACACGCAGUUGGCAAAAAACACACAGACAUACACACAUACAGUCUGGACGCAUAGGCAAAAAUACCGUUAUGAAAAUACAA